Molecule: messenger RNA, 1171 nt
Organism: Lingula anatina
Lineage: Eukaryota; Metazoa; Brachiopoda; Lingulata; Lingulida; Lingulidae
Product: actophorin
Biological process (GO): actin filament depolymerization
Cellular component (GO): actin cytoskeleton
Molecular function (GO): actin binding
Source: RefSeq, a predicted model, not a curated record
GCGGAUAAAUAGCCGGUCGAAAGAAGUGCCUGCCACCCUUGUAAGCCUUCUCUCGGAUAAGGAAGUUAAACUCUGAUAGUCAGUCUCAAGUCGGAGGUAUCACAAAUUGUCAAAAUGUCUUCCAUGUCGGGUAUAAAGAUACUGCCAAAUGUACUAGAGCAGUAUGAAAAGUUGCAGAAAAAGCAUGAAUUAAAGUACAUAAUCUUCAAAAUUGGUACCCCAGAAGGAGGAAAAGAUGAUGUUAUUUAUGUGGAUUGUGCAGAGCCAAGUGCAGAUAAGUCACAAGAGGAGCAUUACGACGACUUUUUAAAAAAGUUACAAGAAAAACCAGGGGAGGGAAGAUAUGCUGUCUUUGACUUCGAUUGUGGUGACAAUGCAGUAAAAAUAGUUUUCAUUGCAUGGGUUCCAGAUGGUAUCAAAGUUAAACAGAAGAUGUUAUAUGCAUCUAGCAAAGAAGCUAUAAAGGCUAAACUCGAUGGAAUCAAGGUUUAUAUUCAAGCAAGUGAUUCCUCUGAGAUUACAGAAGAAGCUGUUAGGGCCAAGUGCUUAGAGAAGUCAUAUCGUUGAACUGUUCUUUUAAAGUGGCUGUGAUCCAGGCACAGUGGGGAAACGUGCCCAGUACCUGGUGCAACGAACAAUGAGACAGACCAUCUUGAACAAAACAAUCAUGCCCAAUAAUACUUCAACUUGAGAAGCAACUGAUAUGUUUCUUCUUUCAAGCUGUUUAUGUUUUCAAAUGUAAGAAUAGAAAUUUUUAUCCAAGACGUUUAUCUUCACCAUGUACUGGUUGUCAACCACUAGCUACUGAUCUUACAAGAUCACGUACAUUAAAUGCUUAGUUGGACUUGGAAAUCAUUCAUUGCAGCCCAAACUUUUUAAUUGCAUCCUCAUUGUUUUUGUGUUGAGUUUGUGAUAUCUAGAUACAUACACAUAAUUUAAGCUAUGACCUUUGGUGAAAUUCCUCUUUUUCAAAUUCCAGAAAUAAAUGUUUAGAAAGUGUUGGCAACCGAUGCCAUCUUGCACAAUUCUCUUUCAAUGAAUCAAUGAAUUGCUAAAUUCUAUAUUUAACUGGACAAUUUGGGUCUUUGCUUCAAGGUACACUGCAAACAUUAGAGAGUUGAGUGUGAGCAUAACUGUAAAGAAAUGCAAUAAACUUGUGGUAUUUGUCUUU